AGGAAAGUAAGUGUUUUUUUAAAGCCAAAAGUUGAGAAGUGCUGAAUGUGCUGGACGGGUUCUGGGAUCUAAAUUAGGGUUUGAAUCUAGUUUUGCAUUUUUUAAUUGAAUCAUCUUCGAAACGAGCCUUAAGUUCAACAAUGGAUGCUGCUCGAUCUCAAGAACGGUAUCAAAACGAGAUCAAUUGGGACAAGCUUGAUAAAAAGAAAUUCUAUAUCUUAGGCGCCGGGAUUUUUACUGGGAUUACAGUUGCACUUUAUCCCAUUUCAGUUGUCAAGACAAGAUUGCAGGUUUCUAACCAUUAUGCUGCAGAAAAAAAUGCUUUUUCUGUGUUGAGGGGGGUUGUUAAAGCAGACGGGAUUCCCGGUUUGUAUAGAGGUUUUGGUACAGUCAUCACUGGUGCAAUUCCUGCCAGAAUUAUAUUUCUCACGGCAUUGGAGACAAUAAAAGUAGCCUCUUUUCAGAUGGUUGAGCCAUUCCAAUUAUCAGAACCUACACAGGCGGCCAUAGCAAAUGGUAUUGGUGGCAUGUUGGCAUCUCUUUGUUCACAGUCUGUAUUUGUUCCAAUUGAUGUGGUUAGCCAACGGUUGAUGGUGCAAGGAUAUUCAGGGCAUGCCAACUACAACGGGGGCGUAGAUGUUGUUAGGAAAGUCUUAAAAUCUGAAGGCGUUCGCGGAUUGUAUAGAGGAUUUGGUCUCUCUGUUUUAACAUAUUCCCCAUCAAGUGCAGUUUGGUGGGCUAGCUAUGGUUCUAGCCAGCGCUUCAUAUGGAGCCUUUUGGGAUAUGGGACUGAGAAGGGUCUAACUGAUCCUAGCCAGGGAAGGAUAGUAUCAGUUCAAGCUGCUGGUGGAAUUAUUGCGGGUGUUACUGCAUCUUGUAUUACUACUCCAUUAGAUACCAUAAAAACGCGUUUGCAGGUGAUGGGUCAUGGAAAUAAUAGACCUAAUGCAAGACAAGUAGUGAAACAGUUGAUUGCAGAAGAUGGUUGGACAGGAUUAUAUAGAGGAUUGGGUCCAAGAUUUGUCAGCAUGUCUGCUUGGGGCACCUCAAUGAUACUUGCCUAUGAAUAUCUCAAACGCUUAUGUUCAAAGGAGUAAAUAGGUUCAUGAAUGCCACAGCGCCUUUUCAUGCUUGUGGUCUCAACUUUGGAGUCAAAACACGGUCACAUUCAGAGGACAAUGAAGUCUGUUUUCUGUCCCGAAAAAAAUGGCUUGCUUGUAAUAGUUUUGAGUGUGGGAAACAAACACUCCUUUUCAGGAUUCUUUUGUAUAUGAAGGCAUGCAAAAUAAUACCAGUGAAACAUUCUUUCCUUUUGGUUUCCAUGAUUUCUCAAAUGUAAAAUUACACAAACUCAGCUGUUUCUACUUUUCUGUGUAUCUGUAUAAGUUAGGUUUCCAUAGGUACCGUAAUGGGUGCUCAGCACAAGGAAUACAUUUCACCAUUAGAUAAAGAUCAAAUCCGUUAUGGUCAUUCUAGGGUUCAUCAAUUCUGUGCACUGAUCCGGUUACCCUUUCUUCUAUGGCUACUUUACUUUCCAACCAGCUCCAGAAUCAAUUGCAUCGUUGCUACCGGAGAUCAAAGAAGACUUGCAUCGUUGGUGCCGGAGUGGUGGGGUUCGGUUCGCCCUUCACAGCCGUCGGAGACGGGGGGCCAUCAAUGGUUCCGAGGGAGGUUUGUGUUGGAUGAUGUCGAGAUCUGGUCAGCUACCGGUUCCAUCUUCUCCAGUGGUUGCAACAAUAAAGAACAUAACUCUUGCAAGAAAGAACAUAACUCUUGCAAGAGUUUAUUGUUCUUUGAGAGUUCUUUAUUGUAAUACAUUUAGUUUUAUUGGAGUAAAGGGUCAGUUUAGUCCUCGAAGUUGCAAAAAAGACGUCAAAUAAGUCCUUAUAUAGAAGAUUAUGUCCAGACGUGCCAUUUGAGGUGGCUCCCGGUGGAAUUUUGUGAUAAUUUUUUUUGAGCAUCUUAUUCAUUAAGUCUAGUUUGCUCAUACCAAAUUUCAGCUAAAAAUUCAAUCGGGAAGACAUUCAAAUGAAUUCUUGAAGAUAACAGCGCUUUUAAUGGCACAGUUAUCUUCAAGAAUUCAUUUGAAUGUCUUCCCGAUUGAAUUUUUAUCUGAAAUUUGAUAUGAGUAAACUAGACUUAAUGAAUAAGAUGCUCAAAAAAAUUCAUCAAAAAAUUCCACCGGGAGCCACCUCAAAUGGCACGUCCGGACAGAAUUUUCUAUAUAAGGACUUAUUUGACCCUUUUUUGCAACUUCGAGGACCAAACUGACCCUUAUCCCGUUUUAUUGCAAGACUUUGAGGAUUGAAUCGAAGAGUUAUGUUCUUUAUUCUAAUACGUAGUACCCCGUAGUAUGACUUUAUUCAAGUGCAAUAUUAAGUUUAGUGAUCCAAAUCAUUUCAGAAUCCUCACUAUAAUCAAGUUUGGUGUUGAUGGGCUUGAUUUAGUUUUUGUAUAAAAAAAAAGCUAAUUAAACAAGUGAGAUGACCUUUUAUGUUAGGAUAAUUAUAAUUGGAGACUGUAAAUACUACUCGUAUAUUACUAUUUAGUAUUUACACUUUACAGUCUUUAAUAAAAUUUGAGGAGUAGAUGUAUGUCAAUACCCCCAAUGCACCUUUCUCUUGUGUACGAGCAUCUAAGCAAACUCUCAAGUAGCCCACUCUUUCGCUGGCUUCAUUGGGUGGCGGCUCCACCGCUCCACCGCCCUUGCUUUCGAUAUUAGUCAUGCCGCCAAUGUUUAGAAGCGCGUAGCAGCUUCUCCAUGGCACCAAAUUACGCCCCAUUUGUUAGGAGUUCUGUUCUUUUUUUCUGUCCUAUUCUCAUUUAGGCUUACUUUUCAAGAAGUUAAAAAGGAACUCAGAUCAUAUGCCUUGAAAUUGA
Cuscuta epithymum is the source of this 2880-nucleotide messenger RNA. The record is from the annotation of a GenBank genome assembly. NCBI's taxonomy places the organism in Eukaryota, Viridiplantae, Streptophyta, Magnoliopsida, Solanales, Convolvulaceae.